This is a messenger RNA of Vanrija pseudolonga, 2308 nucleotides long. It is a transcript of the gene creC, whose product is annotated as putative catabolite repression protein creC. The record is from RefSeq and is a predicted model, not a curated record. Lineage: Eukaryota; Fungi; Basidiomycota; Tremellomycetes; Trichosporonales; Trichosporonaceae. Gene Ontology annotation, cellular component: cell division site; cell tip; nucleus. The transcript is spliced from 4 exons. The coding region runs from base 115 to 2247 and encodes 710 amino acids. Gene Ontology annotation, molecular function: protein binding. Gene Ontology annotation, biological process: carbon catabolite repression of transcription.
AUCCUGCAUCGCAUCGCACACAGGCUGAACAACCCACAUUCUCUCUAUAGCAUCAUCCACCACAUACAUCAUUAACAACCCCGCCUUCAUCGCCUGCAGCAGCACCCACUCGCGAUGGAGCUCUACAUCCCCCCACCGACAAGCUACCUCCCGCGGCUGCCUCCACCGCGGCCAGUCCUCCCCACUGUCCCUGUCGUGCCGCCUCCCGACCUCCCAGACGUCCUCACCGCGCCAGAGGGCACUUACACCCUCGCCAAGGGGACGUUCCCCGAUGUCGAGCUGCCCGGCCCGUUGCCAAUGGAUAUCGGCCGCCCCGGCCUGCCCGUCGCGAGCGGCGGCAUCAUCGGCGCCGGCGGUUUCGGCAUGACGUCCCCCGGAUUCGUGCCCAUGCCGACACUGUCCUCGCCCAACAUCUUCGCGGUCAGCUCGGGCGCGACCCUUGUCAACGGCCAGUGGCAACCUGGACACCCUACACGAGUCAACUUCGCCGACGUGUGGUACCCCGCGCGCGUGGCCGGCAAGGACGGCGGCUUCGGCGCCCUCGUCCGACUUGGCCUGGGUAAGAAGGCGGCCGAGACGCCGCAGGCUCAGAGCAGCGAGGCCCCGCCCCAGCUGUAUGACAACGAGGACGAGUACUCUGACUCGGACACGGAGAUGUCGAGCGACGACGGGCACACGCCAGCGGCCAUGCACGACUCCAUCGUCACCCCCAACGCGCCCAACCCCAACGCCCCGAAUGCUGCCAACAACGCCAAGGGCAAGGGCGGCUUUGGCAAGAGCGGCUCCAACAACAAGAAGCAGGACAAGGACAAGUCUCUGUCCAACGCCCGCGGUGGUAUCAUCACGCGCGUCUCGCCCAACCUCCAGCUGAGCUCCAUCAUGGACGAGAAGGGCAAGAAUGGAGGCGAGAGGGUCAGAUGGGCGUUCUGGAACAUGGGCAGACUGUUCUGCUGGGCAGAGGAGGGUGGUGUUACGGAAAACCUCGCCUCCGUCGUCUUCCAGGUCCCCCCUACGGCCCACGCCAUCUCGCAGCUCACCGUCGGCCCUGAGCGUCAGGACAUUGUCGUCGGCCUCGAAACCGGCGACCUCGUGCAUCUCGAUUUUAUCAACGACCGCACCGAGCGCUUCAACGUUGCGGGCAAGCUGAUCAAGAGUGCCGUCACGGGCGUACACUUUGACCCUCGUGGAGGCGAUCGUUUCAUUGCGUCUUUUGCGGACAAUUCGGUCGCUCAGUUUUGCCUGUUCGCUGAGGAGCCAAACGACGCAGCUUGGGCCCACAUCAGCGCGCUACCGAGGCCGUGGACCAACUUCUUCGACUCCCAGACUGCGGCUGCGGCGCGCGCGAGGACUCCGGGUAGCCAGGGAUCCGGCGCUGUCGCCAACGGCGACUCGCACCACGAGCGCGAGCAGUUCCUCGACAAGCUUCUGAUAUGGAAGAACGCUGAUUGGAAUCUCCCGGCCGACAAGAAGGGCGAGGACCGGCACCCUUGGGCCGGCAAGAACCCCAUGGCUGUCUACCGGCUUGGUUGCGAGACGGAGUUGACGGCCAUGGCGUACUCGCCUGAUGGACGGUGGUUGGCGGUCACGACCAAGGACGGAUUGCUCCGCCUGAUCGACAAUGAGGAGGAGCGCGUUACCGAUGUGUUCGAGCCCUACUUUGGCAGCCUCAACUGUGUCGCUUGGUCCCCAGACAGCCGCUUUGUUGCCGUUGGUGGACAGGAUGACCUGGUGACGGUCUACUCGGCGCGUGAAUCGCGUCUGGUUGCACGCUGCCAGGGCCACACUGGCUUCGUCACGUGUAUUGCGUUUGACCCGACGAGGAGAAGCGAAGGACGUGGGUACCGCUUUGGCAGUGUCGGCGAGGACGGCAAGUUGUUACUAUGGGACUUCUCUGCCGCCGCGUUGCGUAAGCCACGACACCACCACUCCAACUCGUCGCACUUCCGGGUACAGGGCGCUGGUUCGACCGCCUCUCUCACGCGGUCGGGCACCAUCAUCCCCGUCGAGCCCGAUGGAGCAUUCUACCACAAGUCGCCUCCCAAGUCCGAGGUUGCGAUGCUGCAGCCUGUGCUCGCGCGCGUGGUGGAGGGCAACCUCAUGACGUCGGUGCACAUGGGCCCCAAGACCAUCGCGACUGUCUCAAGGGCGGGCAGCUUCAAGUUCUGGAGCCGGCCGCCGCGGGUGCCGCGCGCCAAGCGCACGACCAAGCCCGGCGGCAAGGACGAGAAGAAGCGGGAGCACGCGUAGACGGGGGAGUGUAGGUGAGGCAUAGCGUUGUAAGAGUUCUUGGCAUGCAGUGGUAGAGCGU